Molecule: messenger RNA, 1387 nt
Organism: Triticum dicoccoides
Lineage: Eukaryota; Viridiplantae; Streptophyta; Magnoliopsida; Poales; Poaceae
Product: E3 ubiquitin-protein ligase AIRP2-like
Exons: 6
Coding region: 295-1086 (263 amino acids)
Biological process (GO): protein ubiquitination
Molecular function (GO): ubiquitin protein ligase activity
Source: RefSeq, a predicted model, not a curated record
GCGGACGCGUGGCGGCGGCGGCGGGUCUCCCUCCGCCCACGCAACCUAUAGCCUAUAGCAACAGAACUGGCGGGCGGUGCGGUGCGGCCGGCCGAAAAGGAGACGACCACCAACUGGAGUUGGGAGUGGAGGCCUGCUUUCGGUGGAGAGUGGAGCGGGGAGCCUCCACUUUCGGUGCCGCUGUCGCCGCCGCGGUCGCGCGCGCUUGCGGCGGGGGUUCUCUCUAAUUCGGCCCUGCUCCGCUCUGCCCUGGCGGCGGGGUUUCAUUCGGCGGCGGAGGAGGAGGGGGGAGAGAUGGUGGCGGCGGCGCCGUGCGCCGCGCGGAGGUCGUUCAGGGACUCGCUCAAGGCGCUGGAGGCGGACAUCCAGCACGCCAACACCCUGGCGUCCGAGUGCUCGCGGGACUACGACGGGGCGUGCGUGCAGAUGCGCGUGUCCUACAGCCCCGCCGCGCGCCUCUUCCUCUUCCUCCUCCAGUGGACCGACUGCAGCCUCGCCGGCGCGCUCGGCCUCCUCAGGAUCCUCAUCUACAAGGUCUAUGUGGACGGCACAACCACCAUGUCCACCCACGAAAGGAAGGCCAGCAUCAGGGAGUUCUACGCCGUGAUAUUCCCCUCCCUCAUGCAACUGGAGCACGGGAUGAGCGACUCCGACGACCGGAGGCAGAGGGCGGCGUGCUCCGAGAGGUACAGGAGGAGAGACGAGCCGGAGGAGGGCAGCAAGAGGCCCGUCUCCGAGAUCGACGACGCCGAGAUAGAGGAGGAGGAGGAGUGCGGGAUCUGCAUGGAGCUCAACAGCAGGGUCGUGCUGCCCAACUGCAGCCACGACAUGUGCAUCAAGUGCUACCGUCAAUGGCGCACGAGAUCACAGUCCUGCCCCUUCUGCCGGGACAGCCUCAAGAGAGUGAACUCCGGCGACCUAUGGAUGCUCACCGACCACCGCGACGUGGUCGACACGGCGACGGUAACCAGAGAAAACAUCAGACGCCUGUUCGCGUACAUCGAGAAGCUGCCCCUCGUCACGCUGGACAACAUCUUCGAUGCCUAUGAUUCCCAUAGGAUGUUCCUCGUCCUGGGAUGUGGCUGACCAUGGAUGUGGAGCAGCCUGACAGGGAGACCCAACCUGUGUGAGCACCCUACCUAGGGUCCUCAGGUUUUGUAAAUACAUGUACAGAUUUACAGUUUGCAUGGAAAUGUUCAGAGAAAGUCGGAAUAACAACAUGUUAUGCUUCUCGCAAAAAAAAAUUGUUAUUAUGCAGUAGAGUAAUGUUUGUACAGAUUUGUAAUCUGGAUGGGAACAUGUUGCGCAUGUACAAGUACUUACUCCCUUCGUCCGGAAAUACUCGUCGGAGAAAUGGAUAAAUUUCCAUACGGGGAAGUAUUAUUUA